AUGCGCUGCCCCAAGUUUUCCCCGACUCACAACGGGACCUGGCUCGAUGGCAAGAGCACGCAUCAUGGGGGCCUUGCGAAGAUCCAUCGUGCGAACUCGAAUGUCGUGAUCAAGAUACCCGAUGGAAUCCCAGCUGAGUAUGCCGCUCCGAUGUUAUGCUCCGGUAUCACAGCAUGGUCUCCGCUGAAGACACGGCGCGGCACAGGCAAGAGUGUUGGCGUCCUCGGAAUGGGUGGUAUCGGUCGCUUUGCCCUCAUCUGGGCGAAAGCCCUCGGAUGCGACAGCGUGAUGGCCAUCAGCAGGAGCAGCUCAAAGAAGAACGACUGUCUGACCAAGCUCGGCGCCGACUCUUUCAUCGCCAUAUCCGAUGACGAAGACUGGGCGGCCAAACACGUGGGAUCACUGGACUUGAUCAUCUCAAACCAUCGACUCAGGCAUAUGCCGAUGAAGGACCUUCUGGGACUGCUCAAGGUCAAUGGAUCCUUCAUAACAGUUGGCGCAUCUUUGGAUGACCUUCCAGAUAUCAACACAUUCUCAUCGUACUGUGCGAUGCUCAAGAUUGAGGCUGGUUUCUGGGGAACGUUCGAGGAGAUUGGUGAGAUGCUCGAGUUCGCUGCGGCGAAUGGCGUUCGGCCGCUGGUCCAGGUGUUCGACCUCGAAGAGACAAAUCAGGUCAUUGCGCAACAGUACGCGGAGAUGUCAAGGUAUAAGUUUGUAGCGAAGGUGCAGUCUAGCAGUGAGGCAUGGACCUCAAGUAGUCAUGGCUGA
Molecule: messenger RNA, 768 nt
Organism: Anthostomella pinea
Lineage: Eukaryota; Fungi; Ascomycota; Sordariomycetes; Xylariales; Xylariaceae
Source: the annotation of a GenBank genome assembly